CGGAAUUUGCACGCGCGGAUUACGCAAAAAGAAUAAAGUGUCCAUUUAUCAAUUUGACCGGUCUAUCGGAUCCCUUGUGCUUGUGUAUUUUGCGUGAUUAGUGACACUAGAAACUCGUGUUCGUAAAGUGCAAGUGUUUCAUCAGCUUGAGUGUCCUGUUUAGCCCCCGGUGCAUCAACGAUUGCAACGAGACUCGGUUUGAAUGCAGUUUUGAAAUGCAACAGCUGAUUACCUACCGCAAGGCAAUGUAUGCUGUCGCCUCCUUUCUGAUACUGACUGAGCUGGGUCUGCUGCCGCAAGUGGUCAAACGUGGCUACUACUGCAACGACAAAUCGAUACAGCACGAGUACAACGGUGACACGAUAUCGACCGUCACCAUUCUGCUCAGUGGCCUUGUGCCCGUCGUGCUGAUAUGGAUGACGGAGGCACUCCUCUACACGCCGUCGAUCAACUGCAGCAAAACCGAAUCCGAGACCCGGUGCCGUGGGUCCUGGCGCGAGACGUGGUACUGGUCGAAAAGCUACGGCCGAGGCCUUAUCACCCUUCUAGUCAUCAUCGGUACCAUUAAGAUUUUUCUCGGCGAACUGCGGCCACACUUCAUCAACACAUGCAUACCGGACGUGAAGUGCACCGGGGACGAAUUUGUCACCGAUUACACCUGCACCAACAACGACGAAAGCCAAUAUUUCGUACGUGAUGCGAGCAAGUCCUUCCCCUCGGGACACUCGGCCAUGUCCGUGUUCGAGGCGAUCUUCAUGAUCUGGUACCUGGAGCGGCGCGUGCCCCGGUUGCGUUCCGUGUUUUCCAUUCCACUCGUGCAGAUGAUGCUGAUGUGCUGGGCCGUGUUCUGCUCGCUCUCCCGCAUCACGGAUCAUCGGCACCACUGGUGGGAUGUGCUGGCCGGCACGAUAGCGGGCACUCUCGCGGCCAUCCUGACGUGUCACGUCGGGUGUCACAACUUUGACGCAAGCAAACGGAAACGGAAGACAUCACUGUACAAGGACCACGAGCAUAAACUGAUUGCGAGCGGAGGCAACAACAGCGCCAACACCGGCACACCCCUGCACAAGGAGGAAAUCACCAUGAACAACGUGAUCCACGCUUGACAGGGUUUGGAGCGGGCCGUGUGGGAGUCCGAUUGACCGCGUCCCGUUGACGUUCGAGCGGACAGCACGCCGGACGAUCGGAAGUGUGACGCUAUAUACCUAUAUUCCAACAGAAUCAGUAUUCCGCGCUAUGUAUUGUAUUUGCAGAUUUUAAAUUACCGCUAGUUUCCGUUUUCGCUUUAAGCUUCCAUUUCGAACGUGUUAGUUCGAGCGAGAGAAAUUUCAUAACUGGUGGACGGGAUCAAACGUAUAGUUUUUGGGGAAGGGUGAACAAUUUAAAGUAGAAAGUACCGAUAAAGAUUGGCAGCCAACCACACGCGCUGUCGACUGGGUGUUAGAUUGUAGCAUGGACGGAAUUGUGAUAUUAUUCAGUAAGUCAUACCAAUUUACCUUACCGCGCUGAAGCAGCGGAAAACGUUUCCUUGGGGCGUGUAGUGUUCCAUUGGAACGAAAAAAAAACAGAUCAAAUAAAUAUAUUAAACCCUUAUGUCUUAGGAUGUCGAAUUUAAAUGUGCCAAACCACAUGAG
This is a messenger RNA of Anopheles coustani, 1634 nucleotides long. RefSeq names its product phospholipid phosphatase 1-like. Gene Ontology annotation, biological process: signal transduction; phospholipid dephosphorylation; phospholipid metabolic process. The record is from RefSeq and is a predicted model, not a curated record. Lineage: Eukaryota; Metazoa; Arthropoda; Insecta; Diptera; Culicidae. Bases 216 to 1106 code for a protein of 296 amino acids. Gene Ontology annotation, molecular function: phosphatidate phosphatase activity. The transcript has 6 exons.